AUGAAGGCAUUCAUUUCCUUCUUUCGACGAGUUCGUUCUGUCUUCUUGUUAUGUGGAACUGUAACUCUGCUUCUCUAUUACACAUUUCAAAAUGAGCUCAACACUCUCAACUCAUAUGCAGAGACAGAGUCACUGCCGCAAAUUAACAAACAGCUGCCGCUGGUACCGAACUUAGCUGUUACAGAUACAGCAAAUUCGCCAAAUGCUGCGACGCCCCUACCACUCGCCGUCUCGCAAGACGUGGAUGAACAAUUGCUGGAUCCCAAAGUCUUGGUGGACAAAAACAGGUUCUUUCCGUUGAUCCACAAGCAAGAAGACACGCUAUCUAUAUAUUCGGAGCUUGAGUUGGACGGACAGUCAGAUACAGGACCUUACAAGCCCCGCUACCCUUCCCGGUAUGCUACGUCUUUUAAAAGGCCGCUGGCGCUCAAUAAGCCGGCGCAAUCGCUCCCACAGCUCCAAGCGCCUAGUUUCAGCCCACAGUCCUCAUCAAUGGCGCAAAAUAUGGCAGAAACCGUAAAAGAGCAGUUCCUGGUGUCUUGGCGAGCAUAUUCACGACUCGCAUUGGGAAGCGAUGAGCUGAAGCCUUUAUCCAAAAAUCCUGCCUCCAAUGGUCUUUCAAGAGCAACGACAAUGCUAGAGUCCCUGGACAUGCUAUACAUGCUGAAUCAAACAGAGGAUAUUGCUAGGGUGUUGACAUACAUCUCACAAAUGGAUUUUACAAAAUCCACAGAAGCCUUAGUUGAUAUUCCGCAAAGCGUAGAACGGUCGCUGGGCGCCCUAAUUUCUGCAUAUGAGUUAUCCAACCACGAAGAAAAACUGCUGCUUACAAAAGCCACUGAGCUGGGAGAUUUCCUGUUACGCGCCUUUGACACCCCUAACAGAAUUCCCAUUUUGCAGUUUCCGUGGAAUUCCAAGUUGAAUAACAGAUUUCCCUUUAAGGACUCUAACAUUGGCCAAAUGGGAUCUCUCUCACUGGAGUUUAUGAGGCUUACACAAUUAACCAAAGAUGACAAAUAUGCAGAAGCCGUUGAGCACAUAUACAACACCGCUUUCGACUCAGUCGGUCAGUUUGAUAUCGACUACCUAUUUCCUUCCACUAUUGACGCGACGGGCUGUCAUUUGCUACCUAAGGAGAGAGUCGAGUCCGGAGAACAUGCUAAGGGUAACGUUAUGAAAAGUAUCAUGGAUGGCAAGUACGUUCAGUGUCUCCAGACGGGGCAAUUCAGACCAGCACCGGACAUGAAGACCACUUUCACUGCCCACCAGAGCUUACCAUUCUACAACAACAUGGUCAAAUUCUACCAGUUUCUUCCUGGUGUUGACACGACAGACGAGCAGAAGUUUACCAAGUUCUUGGUCAACAGUUUCGAUAGAAUACGCCGGCUAAUGAUAUUUAGCCCUGCACUACCAAAUAAGGAGAGGCAGAAGUUGGCGUUUGUCAAUUCGAUAUCCACCGAGUCGUACUACGAUAUCCUCAAGAAUGAGCAAAUUGUCAAGAUAAAUCCCGAUUAUACCAUGCACCAUUCUAGCUGUGCUUUGGGAUCAACUUUUGCGUUGCUGGGGAAAAUCUCGGACAACCAAGAAUUUAUGGAUACCGCCGAGUCCAUAACAAGAGGAUGUGCGCAGGUCUACAAACUCCUGGGCGUAAUGCCCGAGAGUGUACAUGCAUACAAGUGUUCAGAACCUGCUUGCGACUUCGACCCUGCAGAGAUAGUCGACCGGAAACCCAAACCGUCGAGACAGGACUCUAUGAUUGGCGUUAAGAUAAACGACUAUAGCACAGAUAAGCAUGCACCUCCCGAGAAACCUUCCAAAGUCUACUACCUCGCAGAAGAGAUGAUUUUCGAUCCCAUACACGAAUCAGACUACUGGUUCACCGGAUCAGAAUUGCCGGAAUAUUUUGAUGGAGCGAAUCCGGGAUUUAAUUUGUCAUCCGAGGUAAUCGAAUCUGUAUUCUACCUCUACCGAAUCACGGGCAAUGAGUGUUGGCGGGACCUGGGCGUAGAAUUAUGGGAGCAUACCAUGCAAGUGAUUAAUGAACCCAGAGCGAAGGGCGUUGGUCAAAUAUCAUCUCUUAGCAACGUGUUCACAAAAGAACGACUGGAUGCCUUACCUGCAGAUUGGUUUUCGAAGCAUUUGAAGUAUUACUAUCUUCUUUUCCAGGAUCCAAGCUGCUAUGCUUUAGACGACUACAUAUUCACGCAUGGGGGUCAUUUGCUUAUGAAACCCGUAACGCACCAUGCACAAGCAGCACACAAAAGUGGCACUUCGAUUAACGCUUUGCUCGAAAAGCUGAAUCUGCAGACCGAAGGCACUGGGAUCGGGUCGUAG
Molecule: messenger RNA, 2334 nt
Organism: Lachancea nothofagi CBS 11611
Lineage: Eukaryota; Fungi; Ascomycota; Saccharomycetes; Saccharomycetales; Saccharomycetaceae
Source: the annotation of a GenBank genome assembly